AUGGACGCACGACUCCCUCAAGAACUUUUCGACAACAUCAUCGACCAUCUCCACGAUGACUACGCCUCGCUUCGAACAUGCGCACUCGUCUCCUCAGCCUGGCUGCAUCGCGUCCGCACGCACAUAUUCAACCGAAUCACUCUUGACUGGCACAAGAGUCUCAGGGGACGUGGCACAGGUUUCUCCUUCUUCGCCCGCAGCCCUCAGCCUUCGCUUGCCAAACAAUUGCUAGCCAUUAUCAACGUGAAUAACGGACAAGCACACAAGGGUAACCGCCUCGGAAGCGUCGCGUCGUCCAUUAGAGAGCUCUUUCUCUGCGAGGGCACAGGAACACGGGAAUGGCUCGCGCAGGAUUCGAGUCUCUCAGUUCUGCUUCAGGUACUCCCAAAUAUCCACAAGUUCGAAGUUCGGCGAUCUGCAGCGUCGGCAUACAUCGCAUGGAAAGGGUUGCCGCUCCAGCUGAAGGACGCAAUACAGAGUCAUGUGUUGGCUUCAGCGACUUUAACCCAACUGAAGAUCGGGAGUUUGUUAUUCGAGAGCUUGUCUGACGUGCAGAAUCUUCUGGGAGCAUGCAGAAGUUUGAGGGUGCUCGAGGUCGACCACAUCGGGUUUGAAGAGGAGCAGGUCGCAAUUUUGGAUGGAGAUGGUGUGAAAUCGCAUGGUGAAGAGGUUCCAUAUAGCGCUACAGGGACGUCGUUGGAUCGACUUGUCAUAGGCCCAAGAACGUCGCCGGCGCUUAUCUCGUGCCUCUUGCAUCGAGCCUCUACUAUCGACAUCGGCGCAGUCAGAAUUCUAACCCUCUCCAUAUCUGGCGACUUCAAGGACUUUUCAAUGCUAUUGCAUGCAACGCACGCCCUGGAAGAGCUGGAGAUAGCCCUCGUGCACGAUGUGUACUUGAAAGAAUACUGGAGCCUUCCUCCCUUUGACAAGUUCAACCUUUCCAAAGUUCCACGCCUGAGAAAUUUGAAAGUCACUGUCGACGUCCUGCAGCAAAUGGACGAUCCCUUGCCGUGGUUGUGCGCCGUGCUCAGAACGGGUGUUGACCCUACCUCACCGCGUACACAAAACAGAAUCAAGAACAUCUCGAUCACCUACUCCGUAUACCUACCAGCGCCUUACAUGGACAGAUCAAUCAACACGACGAUAUUCGAGGGAUGGAGGGAAAUUGAUGAUGUCCUUGGCGGAGGUGGUCAGGAGCAGCAUCCGUACGAAGAGUUGGAGAGCGUGAAGUUAGAUUUCGUGCUCGAGAACCCGAUUGGGUUCGGUAUUGCUCCGAGGUUCUUAAAGGAGUUGGUUUUGGAUAGCCCCCUACUUAGAGAGAAAGGCUUGCUUUCCAUUAAGGCGUAUGACACAAGCAAGUGA
Cyclocybe aegerita is the source of this 1362-nucleotide messenger RNA. The record is from the annotation of a GenBank genome assembly. Lineage: Eukaryota; Fungi; Basidiomycota; Agaricomycetes; Agaricales; Hemipholiotaceae.